Anthostomella pinea is the source of this 1437-nucleotide messenger RNA. The record is from the annotation of a GenBank genome assembly. NCBI's taxonomy places the organism in Eukaryota, Fungi, Ascomycota, Sordariomycetes, Xylariales, Xylariaceae.
AUGGCGACCACCGAAGAUCACCGAGCACCCGAAGCGCGAGAGACGGCCCCUACAGUCACAGAAGUACCAGAAGCACCGGAACCGACAGCCUCGAAAGCUAUCCACUCCCUCGUCCUGGACGCCGGACCACUGAUCAAGAACGACCCUCCCGUGAGCACCCUGCUCGCGCAGGCAGUGGAGCUCUACACCCUACCGUCCGUCAUAUCAGAAAUCCGCGAUGCCGCUACGAGAACGCGCGUCGAGACUACACUCCUGCCAUUCCUGAAGCAGCGCAGUCCGAAGCCGGAGAGCGUCAAGUUCGCAACCGACUUCGCACGGCGGACGGGCGACCUCGAGGUGCUGAGCAGACCUGAUCUGCACCUGAUAGCGUUGACGUACGAGCUGGAGUGCGAGAGGAAUGGUGGCGAUUGGCGGUUGCGCAAGACGCCUGGGCAGAAGGGUCUGAACGGGAAGUCGCCUGCCGCGCAGGAGAAAGAGCCGGCUAGUCAAGAUGAUGCCACUACGACGACGACGGAGAACGUACAUUCGGUCGAGGAUGCCAAGUCAGUAGCUGCCCCAUCAAGCGCUGAAGAUGAACCCGACAAGGCUACGGAAGAUGGUCUGUCGGAAACACCAGUCUCAGCGUCGGCAGAAGAGCCGGCAGAGAAACCAUGGGAACAAGUAGGACCUACAAUUGCGCAAGAAACGGUCUCGCAGACACUCGAUUCUCUCAGCCUAGAACCGUCUGCACUACCAAUAGCAGAUUUCACACCAGAUGACUUGGCGACAGCCGAGACGAAAGCGCACGUGGUGGAAGAAGACGAUGACGAGGGAUGGAUCACGCCAGCGAACCUCAAGCAACAUCAAGCGAGAGACCAACUCUCCGCUCCCGACCAGCCGAUCCAGCGAUUUCUCCAGGUCGCCCUGCUGACGUCCGAUUACGCCAUGCAGAACGUACUCCUCCGCAUGAACUUGAACCUCGUCUCGCCGAACAUGGCUCGAAUAACUCGGGUCAAGACGUGGGUACUGCGGUGUCAUGGCUGCUUCCAGAUUACGCGGGACAUGAGCAAGCAGUUCUGCCCCAAAUGCGGACAGCCAACACUGACGCGCGUGAGCUGCUCUACGGACCAGAACGGAAACUUUGCGAUACAUCUCAAGAAGAACUUCCAGUGGAACAAUCGGGGAAACGUCUACAGUGUCCCCAAGCCGGUGCACGGGACGUCGAACGGGAAGAUGAGAGGUCCUGGAGGUGGCCAGAAUGGAUGGGGCAGGGAUUUGAUAUUUGCCGAGGAUCAGAAGGAGUACGUGAAGAAGUCGACUGACGACAAGAGGAUGAAGACAAGGGAUCUGAUGGAUGAGGAUUAUCUGCCGAGCAUCUUGACUGGAAAUCGGCAAUCUGGUCCUGGGAGGAUACGUGUGGGCGCGGGAAGAAAUGUCAAUUCGAGAAAGAAGCACUGA